UCUUCACCACUGUAGUUUUUGUAAAGUUUGCAUUUUUAUCUCUCACUCUAUUAUUUGCUUGUCUCGUAGCAGAAAAAUGUCAGAGAAAGGAGGCAAAGGGCUCAAAUCCUCUCUCAAAUCCAAAGAUGGAGGGAAGGAUGGGAACUCAACAAACCCCAAGAAGGGUAGAAAAAUCCACUUUGAUCAACAAGGGACUCCAGCACCUAAUUAUAAGAUGCUCAACGGUUCUGAUCAACCAUUUCAGAGUUCUGCUCCUAAAGGUGGCAAAGGAGACAAACCUACCAAGUCUAGCAAAAGCUCUCUCCACUCGUUUGACCUCAAAGAUCUUCCUGAGAAUGCUGAAUGCAUGAUGGAUUGUGAAGCUUUUCAGAUAUUAGAUGGAAUUAAGGGACAUUUGGUUGGGUUGUCUGAAGACCCUUCCAUUAAAAUUCCUGUGUCGUAUCACAGAGCAGUGGCUUAUGUGGAGAGUUGUGUUCUUUACUCAAACCCUCAAUCUGUCAGACAAGCUCUUGAACCUCUGAAAACACAUGGUAUCUCUGAUGGCGAGAUGUGUAUGAUUGCAAAUGCUUCUCCAGAUACCGUGGAUGAAGUUCUUGCCUUUAUUCCAUCGCUGAAGGCUAAAAAAGAGGUGCUCAAUCAACCCCUACAAGACGCACUGGUGGAGCUAUCCAAACUGAAGAAAUCGGAAUGAUGAGCAGACGGCUGCAGUGAAUUGUUCAGUGCUAGGAGUAGUUUGCAGCUAAACUUGAAAAUGUAUUGGCGUCUUUGCCUUUCUCAAUAUUAACUAACCUGCGCAAUGGCAACUUUUGUCUAGUUUUCUUUGGCCAUUGGCACUUCUUUUAGUGUGAUUUAGUAUGUCGGUUUGGAAUCGUCUUUAUUUGUAGUUGACAAUAGCAUUUCGUGUCUGAAGACACCAACUUCUUUUACUUCGUAUGGCAAUCUUAUAUAUAUGACUUGAAUGCAA
Messenger RNA from Camelina sativa (false flax), 964 nucleotides. Its product is annotated as DNA-directed RNA polymerases IV and V subunit 4. NCBI's taxonomy places the organism in Eukaryota, Viridiplantae, Streptophyta, Magnoliopsida, Brassicales, Brassicaceae. Gene Ontology annotation, cellular component: RNA polymerase complex. The record is from RefSeq and is a predicted model, not a curated record. Gene Ontology annotation, molecular function: nucleotide binding. Gene Ontology annotation, biological process: DNA-templated transcription initiation.